Messenger RNA from Boeremia exigua, 1095 nucleotides. RefSeq lists its product as uncharacterized. The record is from RefSeq and is a predicted model, not a curated record. NCBI's taxonomy places the organism in Eukaryota, Fungi, Ascomycota, Dothideomycetes, Pleosporales, Didymellaceae. Bases 1 to 1095 code for a protein of 364 amino acids. The transcript is spliced from 5 exons.
AUGAGUAUUGCGAUCUUACCGCUAUUGGCCCUCACAAUAUCAGUCGUUCUAGCCAUGAGGAUAUAUGGCUUCCAGUGGCACGUAUGGGACCAAACGAAGAAGACAUUGGUCACUGUUCGAGAAGUCAAAAUGGCAAUUGAGAUCAGCUACAUGAUCUGUACGACUUUAAUAAAGGUCUCGAUUCUGUUCUUCUACCGGCGAAUAACUGCUUCGCUUACCAUCACUUUUGUUUAUUGGGUCUGGGGAUCCAUUGUGUUUUGCCUUCUAUACGGUAUCACCUUCAUAUUCCUCAUCGCUUUCACUUGCAACCCGACGGAGGGCUUUUUUUACCUUUUCGACAGCGCUUGGAGGUCCCAGCAUGAAGUAACUUGUCGCGACGAAGGUGUCAUCAUUGUGGCCGUUGCUGCUAUUAGUACCUUUCAGGACUUCGUCAUCGCUCUGCUUCCUGUUUUCCUCAUUUGGAAACUGCAGAUUCCCAGAACUCAGAAGCUAGCUUUAUGCGGUUUAUUCGGUCUGGGUCUCGUCACUUGUGUUUGUGGUAUCAUGCGCACGUAUUACGCAGCAUACGUGUACUACUACACUUACGAUACCACCUGGUACGCUUAUUAUGGCUAUAUCUGGACAGCUCUUGAAGCCGAUUUAGCAGUGAUAUGUGCAUCUGCGCCUGCACUUAAAAUAUUCUUCCGUCGGUAUUUCACCUCGACGACCAGCUACACAAAGUCGGGAAUCAGCAAAGGUCACAUUCCGAUGCCGACGGCAACGACAGUAAAAUCGACACGUAGCAAGGAGUCGCCAUUUUCCGCAUCUCGAAUCGCAGCCAAUAUAACCUACGAUGAAGAAGUGCCGAUGCACUGUAUCAAAGUCAGUCAGGGGCUGGACGUUUGCAUUGAUGAGAGGGACGACGUUUCGCAAAAGAGCUUUGCAAGCACGAAGAACUUCACUUCAUCGUCCCUGCCGGAAGAGAGUGCAUGGCAUGGGUCAAGCCAGUGGGCCCAAGGCUGUCACACUGUUUGUACAGCUCUGCAGCCGUCGACUCGGGGAGGCUCUCAGACAGGAACUCGGGAGCGAGAUAUUGAGAUUGGAGCAGCAAUAUAA